Molecule: messenger RNA, 693 nt
Organism: Cornus florida
Lineage: Eukaryota; Viridiplantae; Streptophyta; Magnoliopsida; Cornales; Cornaceae
Exons: 3
Coding region: 1-693 (230 amino acids)
Source: RefSeq, a predicted model, not a curated record
AUGGGAUGUAUGUCUGAUCAAAUCAAGGUUGCAAAGGAUAAUUUAUAUAAAAUUCAAAUGGAAAUGCUGCUUCAACCAGUUAACCAAGAGUCUAUAAAUUCAGAAAGGGAAGCUUCUAGUCAUCGACAACAUGUGCUUGACAUUGAAGAGAUUAUGUGGGCUCAAAAAUCAAGAGUUAAAUGGAUCAAGGAAAGGGACAGGUGGGGCAUAUUGCAAGAGGACAUGCCUGCUAGGAAAAGCUUAUCUCAAGAGGAAAGUUAUGUUUUGGAUAGUGGUAUUUCAGUUGAGGAAAUCAAGGGAGUGGUCAUGGGAUUCAGUUCAGACAAAGCUCCACGACUAGUUGGUUUUCUAGCUAGGUUCUUUCAAAAAUAUUGGAGUGUGGUUGGGGCUAAUGUGUUAAAAGUUGUGCUAUUCUUUUUCAACAAUAAAAAUUUCCUCAAGAUCAUUGCCAAAAUUCUGGCCAAUAGAUUAAGUGAAGUGUUACCCAAUUUAAUUGGUCAAGAACAGGUUGCUUUCAUUAAAAAUAGGAGAUUACAUGACAAUAUCUUAUUGGUCUCUGACUUAGUGAAGGAUUUUGGAAAGAAAUUUGGUGAAGCUAACAUGACUUUGAAAGUUGAUUUAAAGAAGGCUUAUGAUUCAGUUGAGUGGGUAUUCAUUUUAAGCAGAUUGAAGGCUCAUGGAUUUAGUAAUUAG